AUGGAUAAGGCGGGAAAAGUCUGUAUAUACUUACAUACACUCACUCUAUCUAUCUAUCUAUCUAUCUAUCUAUCUAUCUGUUAUCUAUCUAUCUAUCUAUCUAUCUAUCUAUUUACUCGGGUUUUUAAAUAUCUAAACCUGUUACUAGCUUUAUCUCUUUCUUUAUAUAUAAAUAUGACUGUGUAUCUAUCCGCUUCAUUCGCUUUACAACUGAUCAUGUCACCUAUCUAUCUAUCUAUCUAUCUAUCUAUCUAUCUAUCUAUCUAUCUAUCUAUCUACUCGUGGCUUUUAAUAUCUAAACCUGUUACGAGCUUUAUCUCUUUCUUUAUAUAUAAAUAUGUCUGUGUAUCUAUCCUCUUCAUUCGCUUUACAUCUGAUCAUGUCACCUAUUUAUCUAUCUAUCUAUCUAUCUAUCUAUCUAUCUAUCUAUCUAUCUAUCUUUUUUCAAUAUUUCAAAUCUAUUACUAUAUUUUAUGUCAUUUCAUAUCUAAAUAUCUAUCUAUCUAUCUAUCUAUCUACUCGUGUUUUUUAAUAUCUAAACCUGUUACUAGUUUUAUCUCUUUAUAUAUAAAUAUAUCUAUCUGUGUAUCUAUCUGCUUCAUUCGCUUUAUAUUGGAUAAUGCUAUCUAUCUAUCUAUCUAUCUAUCUAUCUAUCUAUCAUUCUCUUUAUAUCUCAGUAUCCUUCUCUUUCUUCGCCCUCUCUCUCUCUCUCUCUUUCUCUCUCUUUGCCUAUCUGUUUCAUGCUCUUUAAUUCUCAGUAUGAUACUUAUCUAUCUUGCUACUCAAUCUCUUUGCAUCUCUACCUGUUAUUUUCUUUCUUUCUUUCUUUCUUUCUUUCUUUCUUUCUUUCUUUCUUUCUUUCUUUCGUCACCGAAUAUAUUUAGUUUGCAAUAUACUUAUCUCUAUCUAUAUACAUAA
Messenger RNA from Acanthosepion pharaonis, 918 nucleotides. NCBI's taxonomy places the organism in Eukaryota, Metazoa, Mollusca, Cephalopoda, Sepiida, Sepiidae. The record is from the annotation of a GenBank genome assembly.